AUGGCGAUUGACAACAAGAGUGCGACAACACCUGCAUACACCGCCACCGUCAUACAAAUCGUGAACAGAAGUGCGACUUCCCUUGCAUGCACCACCACCGCCUUCAAAUCGGGGGCGGUUUCAACUCUGAAAUCGUCGUCUCCAUUGUCGUCCCUAUCACCGUCGUCGUUGCCCAAAGCAGUGAGGAGACCUCGACCACGACCAGAAGGGGCAACUCGGUGCCGUCGGGGAGGAGAGAAAAGUCAGCGGCUGCUUCGAUGGUUGAGCGGAGAUUUCGACCGCUCGUCUUCUUCUUCAAGACCAGUCUAUGGGAGGCGGCAAGAUAGGUGA
Messenger RNA from Linum trigynum, 330 nucleotides. NCBI's taxonomy places the organism in Eukaryota, Viridiplantae, Streptophyta, Magnoliopsida, Malpighiales, Linaceae. The record is from the annotation of a GenBank genome assembly.